Molecule: messenger RNA, 732 nt
Organism: Ramularia collo-cygni
Lineage: Eukaryota; Fungi; Ascomycota; Dothideomycetes; Mycosphaerellales; Mycosphaerellaceae
Exons: 1
Coding region: 1-732 (243 amino acids)
Molecular function (GO): acyltransferase activity, transferring groups other than amino-acyl groups
Source: RefSeq, a predicted model, not a curated record
AUGCCCAUCCGACCAGCAACCUACAGUGACCUCCUCCCAGCCUCCAAAUUCCUAGCCAAAGCCUUCCAAGAUGAAGAUCUCUUCGGCCGCUACAUGCAUCCCAAAAGAAACGAAUUCCCCAAUGACACGUACCUCUGCUUCCUCAACAAACUACGAAUAGGCUGGGCAAGUGGUCCCAACAACCACUUCCUCGUCUCCUACAAAAUAAACCCCGUCAACGGCCAAGAAAUCCUCACGGGAAUUGCUCGUUGGCAAAGAAUGUCCGCCAAAGACUCCCCAAGUCUCUACACAACCACCACCCUCACCGCCAUGAAAACUUACAUUUGGCUGGAAUCCUUCCUCUACCCGAAUCGUGCCAUGGAUUACUCCCGRGAGCRAAUUCUAAAUGAUGUAGGUCCUUAUGUGGGACAUUUCUGGUCUGGAACGAGAAGUGAAGUGUGGGAUUUGGAUUUCUUGGGCGUGGAUCCUGAGCAGGGACGACAGGGUUUUGGACGGGAAUUGGUUAUGUGGGGGUUUGAGCAGGCGAGGAAGGAAGGGGUUGGUUGUAGUGUUAUUGCUUCGGAUGGUAAGGAGAGGUUUUAUCAGAGUUGUGGGUUUGAUGUUAUUGCGGGGACGGUGAGGGAUUUUGGGGGAGAGGCGAAUCCUAUGGUUAGGGAUGGCAUUACUGGGGGGUCGAUUUUGUUUUGGGAUAAUGGARAGCCCAAGGGGGUUAAGAAUUAUGGAGAGGAGUAG